CAUUCCUAUUCAAGCACCUCCACUGGAUAAAUCAUUUUGGAUUCACUUUUAUUUCUCUUGCUUACGUGAUCAGGACAUCUGACGGAAGAAGAUUUAACAGAACAAAAAGAAACAUGAAAGUGAUUAUCAGUGCUUUGGUGAUCAGCUGCAUCGUGGCUCUGUCCAUGGCCCGCCCCCAGGAGGGUGCCCAGUUCACAGAUGAAGCCAUCCGACAGGCACAGCAAUCCUACCUAAUUCCACAGGAUGCCAAAAUCCAGAAAGUCGAACGAGGCAUUGAGCUGGCUUCCUACGAAUCUAUUCCCGCACGCCAGAGGAUCGAUCUUUUCUCCAUUCUCGGUGAUCAAGUCCCACGCGAUGUGAUCGCCAGGCUUCAACCUCAGGUGGACAACAUCGGGAAUGAGUGAAGCUGAAAACGAGAAGAAAAGUGAACAUCCAUCCUAGAUCAUGUCCUCAUCCUUUGUCCUCCACCGCUUCCUUAUAUCCUUCCCAAAAAAGUAGGUAUUGCAUACACGCAAAGGAUAGAGCUACAGGGUGCUCCUUUCAACAUCACCACUGCAUUUAGUCCAAUUCACAGGGAUUUUCUCCACAAAUAAUUUUUUUUAUCUCGAGAAACUUCUCUGCAUUCUUCCACGUCAAGUGCCAAAAGCAAUAGACACCCAUAUACACAGUUCUCUUCUCAAAUUCUUGUACGAGAGAACUUCUUCAUUUUUUGUGUUAAUCUUACAACUUUUUUUUUAUUAUUUUUCUUUAAAAGAAAUGUCCACAAAAUAAUAUUUUAUGAAAUACCUACACAAGUAUUUUCUAUAAAAAAGACAAAUAUAAGAAAGAAAAAAAAACAAA
Lutzomyia longipalpis is the source of this 840-nucleotide messenger RNA. RefSeq lists its product as uncharacterized. Lineage: Eukaryota; Metazoa; Arthropoda; Insecta; Diptera; Psychodidae. The record is from RefSeq and is a predicted model, not a curated record. Bases 114 to 404 code for a protein of 96 amino acids. The transcript is spliced from 2 exons.